UUCCCCUCUCGAGUAUAAUGAGAUCCGAAAACAAAAGGAAAAAUGUGGAAUAUUAUCAGUUUAUGGGCAGUAGGAGUAAUAGUUAUAGGAAUAAGUCAUUGGGUUUACAAAUGGAAGAAUCCCAAAUGCAGAGGGAUUCUGCCUCCUGGCUCCAUGGGACUUCCCAUCAUUGGAGAGUCCUUUCAAUAUUUCUCUUCCCAUUCCUAUCAAGGAAUUCCACCCUUCAUUGCCAAAAGGACUGCAAGGUACGGGACACUGUUUAAAACAAGUUUACUUGGGCAGCCAGUGGUUAUAUCCACUGAUCCAGAAAUCAAUCACUAUGUCUUCCAACAAGAAGAAAAGCUCUUCCGGUGCUGGUACACAAAGAGUGCUAUUGAACUCACUGGCAUGCAAGGAUUGAUUGCUAAUGAUGGGGUUGUCCAUAAAUACCUCAGGAGUUUUAUUCUCUCUCUUAUCGGCCCAGAAGGGUUAAAGAGAGAUUUAUUAUCUGAAAUUGAUCUCGUAACUCGUAAACACUUGCAUUGCUGGGCUAGGCGUGGCGAGGUUGACGUCAAAGAAGCAACUGCAAUUAUGCUAUUCAUAUUUUUUGCGGGAAAGAUCCUUGGUUGCGAUGAACAAGAGGCGUUGGAAUUAAGAGAACAUUACAAAGCUUUUUACAAUGGCUUUCUCUCAUUCCCUGUCAAUGUGCCAGGAACAGCUUUCCAUGCAUGUUUACAGGGGCGUAAAAAUGCUGUAAAGGUGAUCAAAGACAUUUUCAAGAAAAGGAAGCUAUCCAAGGAGAAAAGAGAUGAGAAAGAUUUCUUAGAUUACCUAUUUCAAGAAGUGGACAAUGAUGAAGCACUUCUAACUGAAGCAAUUGCCGUGGAUGCAAUCUUUUUACUUAUAUUUGCUGCUUAUGAAACCACUUCUUCCUCCAUUACGCUACUCCUUAAACACCUGAAAGAUCGUCCUGACGUUUUAGGACAACUGAUGGAAGAACAUGGGCAAAUUCGUAGAAAUCGAGUAGACAAGGACGCCCCAAUUUCAUGGGUUGAAUACAAGUCGAUGACCUUCACGCAAAUGGUUACAAAUGAGACAGUAAGGCUUGCAAAUAUCGUCCCAGGGAUUUUUAGAAUAGUACUAAAGGAUGUGGAUAUCAAAGGAUAUACAAUUCCGGCAGGAUGGAUUUUUAUGGUAUGUCCAUCAUCAGUUCAUCUAGAUCCAACCAAGUAUGCGAGUCCCCUUACGUUUAAUCCAUGGCGAUGGAAGGACGAGGAAUUACAUAGUGCAUCAAAAAAAUUCAUGGCGUUUGGCGGAGGAAUCAGAUUGUGUGCUGGAGCUGAUCUUUCAAAGGUGCAAACAUCCAUUUUUCUCUAUUACUUGCUGGAAAAUUACAGUUGGAAUGUGACAAAUGAUGGAAAUAUUGUACGACAACCCGGUUUAAUCUUCAAGAAGGCGUUACGCAUUCAAAUCCGUGAAAUUCAAAGAGAAAAUGACAAGGAAAUCAUUGCCUGAGUUGAAGAUGGAUUAGUAAAUGAAUAUUUUUUUUAUGACUAUGUAUUGGCUAUACAAAUUAAACAAACUAUAUUCAAACUUUUAAAUAUGAUAUGUAAUAAGUUGUUCAUGUAUGAACAACAUUUAAUGUAAUACAUAUGUAUAAGUGGUUUUAUACGUGGGAAUCAUAGCAUGAAUAUGCUUAAUUAUGUGAAUAAGCAAGAUGUCUCCAUAUCACCAUGAUACUUCAUCCA
Lycium barbarum (goji berry) is the source of this 1727-nucleotide messenger RNA. RefSeq names its product cytochrome P450 87A3-like. The record is from RefSeq and is a predicted model, not a curated record. The transcript has 9 exons. Bases 43 to 1494 code for a protein of 483 amino acids. Gene Ontology annotation, biological process: sterol metabolic process. NCBI's taxonomy places the organism in Eukaryota, Viridiplantae, Streptophyta, Magnoliopsida, Solanales, Solanaceae. Gene Ontology annotation, molecular function: oxidoreductase activity, acting on paired donors, with incorporation or reduction of molecular oxygen; iron ion binding; monooxygenase activity.